CGCACGUCAUUAUUGCAAAAAACCCAGACCCAUUUUCGUCAUUAGAGAUUCUCAACUCGCCUCUAGCGCCAUCAUCACCAAUAUUCAGAGAACACACACUGACACGCACUCAAAACUGAAAACACGCACACACUCACACACACUCACUCUCUCUCUCUCUCUCUCUCUCUGUGAGAAAAAUGGGUACCCGAUUCCCUUCGCACCAGCUAAGCAGCGGACUGAUUGUAUCGGGUCGACCCGAGCAGCUCAAGGAGCGCCAGCCGACAAUGGCCUCCAGAGCUGUGCCGUACACCGGAGGUGACGUCAAGAAAUCCGGUGAGCUCGGCAAAAUGUUCGACAUACCGGUAGUUGAUCCUUCAUCCAAGACCUCACGCCCUUCUUCCUCUUCCCAGCACACCAGCGGAUCGGUUCGAUCCGGAUCCAAUUCAGGCCCAAUUGGCAGACAUUCCAAUUCGGGUCCGAUCCCGAAGAAAUCUUCCGGUCCCAUGAUACCGCUCCAGCCAACAGGGCUGAUCACGUCGGGUCCGCUGGGGUCGGGUCCUCUGGGAUCGUCAGGUGGUGGGGGGAGGAGGUCGGGUCAGAUGGAGCAUACCGGGUCAAUAGGGAAGGCGGUUUACGGGUCGGCCGUGACCAGCUUGAGGGAGGACGUGAAGGUAGGGUUUAGGGUUUCGAAGGUGGUGGUGUGGGUGUUCUUAGUGGUGGUUGCUAUGGGUUUGCUUGUGGGAGCUUUUUUGAUGGUGGCGGUGAAGAAAGCAGUGAUUCUAGUGUCGGUAGCUGGGAUUUUGUUGCCGGUUGUGGUGGUAAUUCUGUGGAAUUACAUUUGGGGAAAGAGAGGGUUGCUAGGGUUUGUGAGGAGGUAUCCUGAUACCGAGCUUAGAGGUGCCAUUGAUGGACAGUACGUCAAGGUUACUGGGGUUGUUACCUGCGGCAGUAUCCCUUUGGAAUCAUCAUACCAAAGGGUUCCUAGGUGUGUGUACGUUUCCACAGAAUUAUAUGAAUUCAAAGGAUUGGAUGGAAAGUCUGCAAAUCCUAAACACCGCUGCUUUUCAUGGGGAUCUAGAUAUUCAGAGAAAUAUAUUGCUGAUUUCUACAUAUCUGACUUUCAAUCUGGAUUAAGAGCUUUGGUGAAAGCUGGCUAUGGAGCUAAGGUUGCUCCAUUUGUUAAAGCAUCUACUGUAGUGGAUAUCACAAAGGAAAACAGAGAGUCAUCUCCAAGCUUUUUACGCUGGUUAGCUGACCGCAGUCUCUCUAGUGAUGAUCGUGUAAUGCGCCUCAAAGAAGGCUAUGUCAAAGAAGGGAGUACUGUUAGUGUGAUGGGGGUAGUCCGGCGCCAUGAUAACGUUCUCAUGAUAGUUCCACCAACAGAACCCGCAUCAACAGGCUGUCAGUGGGCCCGUUUCCUCCUCCCUACCUAUGUUGAAGGUCUUAUUUUGACUUGCGAUGAUAAUCAAAAUGCUGAUGUAGUCCCCGUGUAGAUAAUGAAAGCUUCAUCGUGGUUUUGUUUUGAAGUGGAUGCUGAAAAAGUAAAAUAUUUGGAGGGUGAAGUUGACAGCGAAUCACGUAGUACCAAACCACUGUCUUUCAGUUCCGGGUUAAGUGUAUGCAAUUUGGCCUAGAAGAUGCAGAGCAGGAAGACUGAAGGUCACGUAAUAAUCAAGGUUUGUUUACUUGAGAGUUAAUAUCCCGUAGAGGAUGAUAAUGAGAUCGGUGAGGGUAAAAAAGGAUUUACUCUGUCAAGAAGCUAGAAGAUGCUGCGCGUUUGUGAUUUUUGGCUGAUUUUAUGUACAUAAAGUCAUAGAGGUACCCAAACGGGUUCGGAAAUGUUGCUUGCUUAUGCAAAAUUUUAGUUUCGUAGAAGUGAAGUAUUUUUGUGGUUAUUUUCUUCUACAAGAUAUCCAGGCUCAGCUGUAUUUCUAUUUGAUUAUGUGAAUUGUUUGUGAAGAUCUGAUUUUAUGUUAAUAGUCUUCUAAGCAUCAUACCAUGUA
Molecule: messenger RNA, 1985 nt
Organism: Ziziphus jujuba (common jujube)
Lineage: Eukaryota; Viridiplantae; Streptophyta; Magnoliopsida; Rosales; Rhamnaceae
Exons: 4
Coding region: 180-1475 (431 amino acids)
Source: RefSeq, a predicted model, not a curated record